Pongo pygmaeus (Bornean orangutan) is the source of this 3693-nucleotide messenger RNA. It is a transcript of the gene CERS1, whose product is annotated as ceramide synthase 1. The coding region runs from base 172 to 1263 and encodes 363 amino acids. The record is from RefSeq and is a predicted model, not a curated record. Gene Ontology annotation, molecular function: sphingosine N-acyltransferase activity. Gene Ontology annotation, cellular component: membrane. NCBI's taxonomy places the organism in Eukaryota, Metazoa, Chordata, Mammalia, Primates, Hominidae. Gene Ontology annotation, biological process: ceramide biosynthetic process. The transcript is spliced from 7 exons.
CCCCCAGCCGCGCCCCCGGCGGGGCGGAGCUUGCGCCGGUCCCGCCCCUCCGCCCUCCGCUCUCCCGCCCGCGCGCCCCCGGCCCAGCUGCGGCGCGUGACGCGGGGCGCGCGGCUCCGUCGGCUACCGCGGGCGGGCGCAGGCGACGGGCACGGCGGGCUAGCGGGCGGUAUGGCGGCGGCAGGGCCCGCGGCGGGGCCGACGGGGCCCGAGCCCAUGCCGAGCUACGCGCAGCUAGUGCAGCGCGGCUGGGGCAGCGCGCUGGCGGCGGCGCGAGGCUGCACGGACUGCGGCUGGGGGCUGGCGCGUCGCGGCCUGGCUGAGCACGCGCACCUGGCGCCGCCCGAGCUGCUGCUGCUGGCGCUCGGCGCGCUGGGCUGGACCGCGCUGCGCUCCGCGGCCACUGCGCGCCUCUUUCGGCCCCUGGCGAAGCGGUGCCGCCUCCAGCCCAGAGAUGCCGCCAAGAUGCCCGAGAGCGCUUGGAAGUUUCUCUUCUACCUGGGCAGCUGGAGCUACAGUGCCUACCUGCUGUUUGGCACCGACUACCCCUUUUUCCAUGACCCGCCAUCUGUCUUCCACGACUGGAUGCCGGGCAUGGCAGUGCCACGGGACAUUGCAGCCGCCUACCUGCUCCAGGGAAGCUUCUACGGCCACUCCAUCUACGCUACGCUAUACAUGGACACCUGGCGCAAGGACUCGGUGGUUAUGCUGCUCCACCACGUGGUCACUCUCAUCCUCAUCGUCUCCUCCUACGCCUUCCGGUACCACAAUGUGGGCAUCCUUGUGCUCUUCCUGCACGAUAUCAGUGACGUGCAGCUUGAGUUCACCAAGCUCAACAUUUACUUCAAGUCCCGCGGCGGCUCCUACCAUCGGCUGCAUGCCUUGGCAGCAGACCUGGGCUGCCUCAGCUUCGGCUUCAGCUGGUUCUGGUUCCGCCUCUACUGGUUCCCGCUCAAGGUCCUGUAUGCCACCAGUCACUGCAGUCUGCGGGCAGUGCCUGACAUCCCCUUCUACUUCUUCUUCAAUGCGCUCCUGCUGCUGCUCACCCUUAUGAACCUCUACUGGUUCCUGUACAUCGUGGCAUUUGCAGCCAAGGUGUUGACAGGCCAGGUGCGCGAGCUGAAGGACCUGCGAGAGUAUGACACAGCCGAGGCCCAGAGCCUGAAGCCCAGCAAAGCCGAGGAAGCAGUGGCUCAGAGCUCCGUGACAUUUUUUGGAACGGGAGGUGUGAGAUGCAGACAUUUAACACAUCCGGGGCUGUAGCCAGGCAGAGGAGCAUCAGACCCCCCACCCUGUUUGGAAGGGAGAACCCAUCAGAUUCGCCUUGGGUGUAGAUGAAACAGAAAUAAAAGAAUCAAAGACGACUCAAGACUUUUGGCUCGAGCUGGUAUUGACUGAAAUGGGAUUGGGGCAGGGUCACAUGGGUUCUGGCAGAUGCGGCAUUAGGAGCCUCCUUUUGAGGGUGUUAGAUUGCACUGUCCUUUGAGCAUGAGUCAAGAAUUCUUUUUUUUUUUUGAGACAGGGUCUCACUCUGUCGUCCAGGCUGGAGUGUGCGGUGGCACGAUCUCGGCUCGCUGCAACCUCCGCCUCCCAGGCCCAGGAAGUGAUCCUCCUGCCUCAGCCUCCCAAGUAGCUGGGACCACAGGCAUGCACCACCAUGCUGUGCUAACUUUUGUAUUUUUUGUAGAGCUGGGGUUUCCUCAUGUUCCUCAGGCUGGUCUCAAACACCUGGGCUCAAGUGAUCCACAUGCCUUAGCCUCCCAAAGCUGCUGGGAUUACAGGCAUGAGCCACUGCAGCUGGCCUGAGUCGGGAAUUCUCCAGAGAUCAGCUAGGUCUCCCCAAGGAGUCUUCCAAAGGUGGCAAUGGCUAAAGGGGGCACCAGUUUGGCCACAUCUAGACACCAGGAAGGUCCUCUUGCUGUAGAACAGUGAGCUCAUGGUGGGGACAUCCUUGGAGGUGCAGAACCCAGAACAAGAGGAAGCCAGACCUCCCAGCCCCACCAGUGUCUGGCUCUGUCCCCGCUGAGGAUGUCUCAUCAGAACACAGGGUAAGAGCUGGCAUGUCCUCUAGGACGGCAAAGCAUGGACUCUGCACAGAAGUGCCAGAGUGUAUCAGGGAACAUCCUGCGAUGAUUGAUCCCAUAGGCACCACCAGCAGAAUUCAAUUCCUCCAAGGACAGCCGGAGUUAGCGCAGUUGGGUAUAAAACAGGAUGGGAUGAAGGCAGUCAGGCUGAGAGACGUCUUCCAAAAGAGCCUGUCAGGAUGCCCAGAAACUGUCAAGAUCAUGGGAAACAGGGAAAGACUGAGGAACAAUCCAGGGUCAGAGGAGACCAAGGAGACAGAUGCCACCUGCAGCAUGGGCUCCUGGACCAGGAAAGGGACCUUCACCAAGAAGCUGGUGAAUUCAAAUCAUAUGGAGAGUUUAGUUAAUAGCAAAGCACCAAUGUUGGUUUCUUUAGCUGCGACCCAUGUGCCAUGGAAAUGUAAGCUGUAAUGUCAGGGAAGCUGGAUGGAGGUGACAUGAGCUCCCUCUACUCCCUUUGUAGCAUCUCUGUAAAUCUAAAAUUAUUCUAAAAUAAAAAAGUGUUUGGCCAGGCGUGGUGGCUCACGUCUGUAAUCCCAGCACUUUGGGAGGCCAAGGCAGGAGGAUGGCUUGAGGCCAGGUGUUCAAGACCAGCCUGGGCAAUAUAGGGAUAUCCAGUUUCUACACACACAUACACACACACACAACCCAAAAAACCAAAAAAACCCAGCCAUGUGUUGUGGCACACACCUAUAGUCCCAGCUACUCAGGAGGCUGAGGUAGGAGGAUUGCUUAAGCCAGGGAGCUGCAGUGAGCCGUGAUCACACCACUAUACUCCAGAGCAACAGAGCAAGACCCUGUCUCAAAACAAAGAAAAAAACCAAACCAAAACAAACAAAAAAGUUUAUUUUAAAAACAGGUAUGAGAGACCAUCAAAAAUGGCAUUGAAGGCCAGGUGCGGUGGCUCACGCCUGUAAUCCCAGCACUUUGGGAGGCCAAGGCAGGUGCAUCACUUGAAGUCAGGAGUUGGAGACCAGCCUGGCUAACAUGGUGAAACCCCGUCUCUACUAAAAAUACAAAAAAUUAUCCAGGCAUGAUGACGCACGCCUGCAAUCCCAGCUACUAAGGAGGCUGAGGCAGGAGAAUCGCUUGAACUUGGGAGGCAGAGGUUGCAGUGAAAAAAAGGCAUUGAAUGUUACUUUCCCAGGGACUCUAUAACAACAAAAGUAACACAAACUUGUGACUUAAAACCACAGGAACUUAUUCUCUAAUAUUUCUGGAUGACAGAUGUUGAAAAUCAAGGUCAGCUGGGCGGUGCUCCCUCUGGGAACUCUAGGCGAGGAUCCCUCCUUGACUCUUGGGCUUCUGGUGGCUCCAGGCAUUUCUUGUUUUGUGGCUGUAUCACUCCAGUCUCAGUCUCUGUCUUCCCAGGGCUUUCUCUUCUUCUCUUCCGUCUCUCUUCUCUCUUAUAAGGACACUUGUCAAUGGUGAAGCAGGUCAGGGUCACUGGUCUUAUUGUCUAAGGUGUUGUCUGAGCUUGUGGUCUCACGACCAAGAAAAUCAAGGAACGUGGACACAAAGUCUGAGGUUGGAGCAAAAGUUUAAUAAAAGAAAGCUCUCCACAGCAGAGAGAGGAUUCCAGGUGGAUUACCGUUUUAACAGUUGAAUC